Messenger RNA from Exserohilum turcica Et28A, 1890 nucleotides. RefSeq lists its product as uncharacterized. The record is from RefSeq and is a predicted model, not a curated record. The transcript has 3 exons. The annotation marks the transcript as partial. Lineage: Eukaryota; Fungi; Ascomycota; Dothideomycetes; Pleosporales; Pleosporaceae.
AUGGAACCUCGACUAAAUGCCCUACUAGACCUCUCCAGUCACGGCGCCAUGGCCUCUGCCACGAAUGCCUCGGAUGCUGCCUCGUCUACGUCGCAGCGCCCACCCCAUCACGGCGAUGCUGCUUUUGUGCCGCCCAAGGCACUCAUGCUGGCCGCCUCGUCGUCUCCUGACCACGCCCAGCCAAGCCAUGUCCGCAGGGAGGCACACGACAGAAUCUAUCCCCCCCGAGCCAUGCCCAGUGCCCCCAUAGCACAGGUCCUCAACAAUGAGGGCAAUCUGCUUUCUGCGCACUCGGUUCCCAAUGCCCUGGCUCCGUCGGCUACUCCCUUCAGCGGCCGCCUGGUCGAUCUCCUCCCGUCAGUCAUCAAGCUCCCCAGACUUCCACAGCCUCCCAAGAAGACGGCAAAGCGGCCUAGGAUACCCCCGCUCUUACAGGGUCUCCAUCAGCCCCCGCCAUUGCCGCCCGAGGGCAGGUUGUUCCCACCCAUUACUGGCGAAAAGAAUGCCUUUGUGGGUGAGAGAGGGUACGAUGCAUUGUUCGAGGAGCCGCGAACCAAGGACGUGGAAGAUUACGCCUUUUUCGAGAAUGGCGCACAGGAACUCGCCAAGAGUGCUCAAUUAGGGGACCAUGCGUCGACCAGCCAGGCGCCCGCGCAGAGUGCACCGCUGGGUGGAACAAGUGCCGUCCAAGAGAGCCAUGUGCCAUUGUCCAAGGAGCCCAGCACCCAAAGCCAGAAUCAGGCCAAACGUGGAAAGAAGCGGACUAGGUGGUCGGAACACGAGACCAAAGACUUGCUUAUAGGCGUGAGCAGAUAUGGCAUUGGAAACUGGAAGAAGAUAUUGCAAUGCCCAGAAUUCAACUUCAACAAUCGCACUGCCGUCGACUUGAAAGACCGGUUCCGUGUAUGCUGCCCUGGCGAAGGCUUGAAACCGCGGCAGCCCAGGACUACCGACAAGGAGAAGAGCACGGAUGAACAUUCAGGCCAGCCAGACACUUUCCAAGACCAGCAUCUAACCACUGAGAAUACUGAUAGUACAGUGGGGGCAGUACAGCAGCAAAAAUCACAGUCGACACGCACCACCAAAACCACGGCCUCAGUCCCUAAGCUCUCUGACCUUGGCAUCCACGAACCUUUUUCAAAAACUGCACGGCGCCCCCGCCGCCCCUUUACGGCUGCCGACGACAUCAAUCUCCUCAAAGGCUUUGAAAAGUACGGACCAGUUUGGCACUUUAUGCGCGACGAUGUCGAGCUCGACUUUGGCGCAAGACACGCGACCGACUUGCGCGACAGGUUCCGCAUCCGGUACCCAGACAAGUACGCCAAGGCAGGGUACAAGCUGAAAUCCAAAGAAAAGGAUCGCGAAAGAGCAAGGAGGGGUGUGAAUGCAGAAAGCAGAGGGGACGCCGCAGAAGACGACGAUGCAGAGGCUGAGGGAGAGGCACAACAAGUCAGUGCUAGUAGUCACUCACAACAAGCCGGCGCAACCACUUCAUCUCGCCAUGCAACCAGCACUGACAACACCAAUAUCAAACUCGGAAUCAGCGACGAAGCAAACAAACCCAAACCCAGCAAUCCCAGCACAACAUCGUCCACCACACUAAUCGCGCCCCUAAAACCCUUCUCCUCAUCCUCAUACCUCUCCGACCCACUACCCACGCUCCCCUUUUCCGACGACGAAGACCUCACAGACGACAUGGGGAAUCCCGCACAUAACCACCAUUACCACGAUAACAAUAACAAUAACAGUGGCGCAAUAGGAGGACCGGGAAUAGGCGACGAAAGCCCUAUUACACUCAGUAGGAAUAUCCUGCGCUGGGCUGAUGCGAAUCCCUCGUCGCUGUACGCUGUCACGCCCAUGGCGAGGUAUAGGGCUGCUAGUGCUAAUAGU